AUGGCUGUUAUCAACUUGCCUCCAAAGCGCAAACCAGGCUCCGGACAACCGCCUUCUACGGAGAUCAACGAGCGAAAGAAACCGGGAUACAGGCGCAUUCGAUGGAGGGAAUUCGAUCCCAAUAAGAAGACCGCGAACCUAACACCAAAUCAAUUCGUGGCAUGGCAGCCUCCAGCAGUUGAGGAUGACUCUCCUGAAGGCAUGAAAAGUCCAGCGAUAACGCCAAAAGAGGAUUUCAAGGAUCGUCUUACGGUGCUUCGAUCGAACAAGCUGAUAUCCCCUCCGCCUUCACCACUGCAACCGUUGCCAUUGAAUGGCACCCGCGACAAUCCAUUUUCGGUCUUGCCAAUCAAGAGGACCGAAUGCGUGGUGGAAACGUUGGACUACUUCGUGACCAUGUGUAGUGGAAUCCAGUAUCAGCAGACACCCGUCACAAAGACUCCAAAUCCCCACUUGUCGUUAUUGCUUCCCUUCGCCCUAGAAAAUUCUCUUUUAUUCGAAUCGAUUGUUGCUGUAUGUCGGGCAUCGAUAUUACUCUCACUCGGCAAGUCGGCAUAUGAAGACCCGGCUUUCAUUCAGCACCGAGGAAGUGCUCUUGCCGCACUGAAUGUCAAACUCAAGUCAAAGACAUGCACUGAUGAUGCAGCGCUUCUUACCGUUGUGAUGCUUAUGACCUUGGAGUACCUCACGGGCAAUCAUUACGGUGUCACGAUGCAUUGCAAAGGGUUGGAGAAAAUGCUCCAGCUUAGGGGUCCAUUGCCAGAGGACUCGGAUCCCGACAGCAUCAAGUCUGAUUGGGUGCGCUUUGUGAAGACUGGACUCGUCGGAUACAAAGCAUUAGGAUCUUUUGUGACUGGUCAGCCACCUGAUAUUCCGUCAAGUUCCCUGGGAUUUGCAAGCGAGACAUUCGAGGCGCUGGACCUCGACAAACCACUGUCUUACCCGGAGAAGCCAUUCGGGGAAGAUCUGUGUCUCAUUUUGUCACGCCUCCCCUCUGGAUUCUCCGAGCUAUGUUUGAUGUCACACUUGUCCAAUCAGUUGAUCAAUACUCUAGCAUCGAUCGGUGCUGCGAAGACGCAGUUCGAAAUAUCAAGCGACAAAGAUUCUCCCAAAUAUUCUUUGGCUAGUGGUUUCAUGUCUGCAGAAACACCCAAUCACGACAGUCAGCAAAUGACAAUCCAGAACCUGUUGUCAGCACUACAGCGUCUGAGCCUCAUGUCCCCGAACAUACUCGAGACCUACCUGUCAUUCGGCCUCAUAUCAUUCAUGUUCCAAUUUCGAAGUCUUGCGCCACUCAAUCUCUUCUACGAUCCAAUCUUACGACAAUUUGUCGCUAUUCUGCCACACCAUUCGAAGCCAGCGGGGAUCGAAGAGCAAUACGCUCUGAUCUGGACAAGCCUCUCGGUCGCCGGCUCCUUAGGACUACGCGGAGCCCAAUUGCCAGAAGGUCACACGGUCAUGGACCAUAUGUUAGACCUCUAUCCCGAAUCAAGGAAAUGGUCUCGGUUGGAGAAGAUCAUACGGAGUUUCUUCUGGACCGACGAUAUCCUGGUCCAUUGGAAGGGUGUCUGGGAAACAGCAAUGACACGGCGGACGCUUUUGCUGAAAAGGAACAACUCUGCAGCCGACGUGGUCAGACUCGAACCUCCUCGCCCUUCUCCUGAGUGGAUCAAAAAUCACAUCAUGGGCGCUCCACGAGAGAUGCGUGAAAUGGGUGAAGCUCUUGGUAUUUGCCCUUUCCGUCCUCGAUCCACGACAUCUCCAGGGGAUUGA
Messenger RNA from Exophiala bonariae, 1773 nucleotides. RefSeq lists its product as uncharacterized. The transcript has a single exon. NCBI's taxonomy places the organism in Eukaryota, Fungi, Ascomycota, Eurotiomycetes, Chaetothyriales, Herpotrichiellaceae. The coding region runs from base 1 to 1773 and encodes 590 amino acids. The record is from RefSeq and is a predicted model, not a curated record.